Messenger RNA from Laccaria bicolor S238N-H82, 906 nucleotides. It is a transcript of the gene ECH-2, whose product is annotated as enoyl-CoA-hydratase, peroxisomal. Lineage: Eukaryota; Fungi; Basidiomycota; Agaricomycetes; Agaricales; Hydnangiaceae. The transcript has 7 exons. Bases 1 to 906 code for a protein of 301 amino acids. The record is from RefSeq and is a predicted model, not a curated record.
AUGGCUUCUCCUGACUAUCACGCACAAGGGUUCAAGGACAUCAUCGUUACUCUCGACGGAGCAAUUCUGACAAUCGUUCUCAAUCGUGCAAAGCAUCGAAAUACAUUUACAGAGAACAUUGUCGAUGAAACGACCACAGUCUUUGACUUGGCCGAUAGAGACGACCGCGUUCGCGUAGUCAUUCUCACAGCGGAGCAUACCGCCCCCGCAUACUGCGCCGGGGCUGACAUUUCCGGCGGCUGGAAAGUCCUCUGGCGUCCAGAGGCCGAGAAGGAGGGUGAACAUGCACAUCGAGAUGGGGGAGGGAAAGUCUCUCUUGCCAUCAUGAGGUGCCGCAAGAUCACCAUUGCAGCAAUCAAUGGCCAUGCCGCUGGAGUUGGGAUGACAGCAUUUCACCUUCCCUUUGACUUCCGCUUCGUCUGGGCUGGUGCAAAGCUCACAUUCCCUUUUGUUCGACGUGGGAUUGUUCCAGAGGCCACUUCAACUUACCUCCUCCCCCGUCUCAUAGGACACUCCCGUGCCAACUCCCUCCUCCUCACAGGAGCAACCGUAACCCCCGAGUCUCCGUACAUCAAGGAUCUAUACCACCAGAUCCUGCCCACCCGUGAGGAAGUGUAUCCCGCCGCCAAAGCCUUCGCGGAGGAGCUGGCAGCUAAUACUUCUAUGGUGUCGAUCGCUUACACUAAAGGGCUGUUGCAGCACUCUGGAAGCUCGAUUGAGGAAAAUCAUUUGCUUGAUUCAAGGGGUAUCAAGUUGGGUGCGAUGUCGAAUGAUGGGAAGGAAGGGGUGCUGGCGUUCAAGGAGAGGAGACUGCCAAAGUUUAAGGAUAAGUUGUCGGAGAAUGUUUCGCCUUGGUAUCCUUGGUGGAGGACAAUUGAUGUCAAGCAUCGUCAAUCCAAGCUCUGA